GCUUUCUCGCCUUUUAGACUGCUCUGACUAGACUCGGAUACCCUGACCUGGAAAUGAACUCUACCAUACAAGGCAGCGAGGCGAGCUAUGGGGCGCAAACGAGCUACGGUUCUGCAGAAGUGGCCGGUGUGGCGGUCCUUGUUGUUGCUGGUGCUAUCUCCUUGGUAGCGGUAGUCCCACUAAUUGUGUCUUUGCGAUGGUAUGGCCCCAAGCUGGGGAAGACGCGCAUCAUGCCAUUCUUCGUAUCUCUCUUGGUUGCGAACGUCCUACAAGCCAUCGGUACUAUCAUCAAUAGCAAGUGGGUGAAUGAUCGCAAUGUUGUAGCAGGGCACCUUUGCACUGCCCAGGGUGGGAUCAAGCAGGCCGGCAAUGUUGGGAUGGCCCUUUGGUCCUUUGCUUUGGCACUACACGUUUUCAUGUUGCUAUUCAAGCGACGGGUGGCCUUGACCGCAGUGCUAUCGUGGGUACUACUUGGCGUCGGCUGGUUCCUGGUAGCAUUCGUUGUGGCCAUCGGCCCCCUUGCAAUCCAGACUCGUGCGCGCGGGUCGUACUUCGGCCCAUCAGGAUUCUGGUGUUGGAUCACUGACGACUACCCACUGGAACAGCUCUACCUAGAGUACUUUUUCGAAUUUGUCUCGGCGGCGUUGUCGUUCGUGCUGUACACGGCCGUCCUUCUCCGCGUGAGGGGAAACCUCGUCCGCACCAGCGGAAAGUGGACAUUGCGCUUUGUCCCGCAUGGCGAACGAUGGCGGUUGGCCAUCCGCCGCGAUAUCGUCGACAGCACGAUGAUGCAGGUCGCAACCCGCAUGGUGUGGUACCCCGUCGCAUACACCAUCCUGCUGCUCCCCGUCACGAUCGCGCGCUUCUACUCGUUCAGCGGGCACGACGUCUCCUUCCGCGUCAUGAUCUUCUCCGACUUCGUCUUCAACCUGCAGGGCGUCGUCAACGUCGUCCUCCUGCUCGCCACCCGCCGCUUCGUCCCGGACACCGCAUCGCUCCCGAUCUUCGAGCGCAGGAAGCGCGUCAGCAUGUCGUCCCCAGAGGCGGUCGGGAUCUCCCCCUUCUAUCUGCCCCCACAUCCCCGGGGCUCGGUCGCGAUCACCGAGUCUGCCGAUCCCGCUGAGAAGCCGCCUGUCUAUGCGGGCGACUUGGGGCGAAGUCUGAGCACGGUUGCAGAUGCGGGUACUGACGCGGAUGCAGCCGCGAGGGAAGCGCCACCGGAUUUGCGCAUGCCAGAGCGGGCACGCAUGAAUUCAUUUGCGUCGACGAUCUCGACGUCCUCGGUCGAUUCGCAGACGCCGCUCUUUUAUACCCGUUAGGGGCCUCCCUGCUUCUUUGCCGCGGCACCCCCCGACCACAUCCCCUCGUUUUCUCUAUGUAAUGUGUGUACAAUGUGUCCGUGUAGGAUUGUUUUCAUGUUCCAGGGGUCUGGAUAUGGUCGUAGAUUGGGGCCUUUAUGAUACUUAUUCUUAUCUACCGUUCACGAACUUGAACCUUCUGCACCUCCCAAGGAUCGAUCGCCGCGCCUUCUCCGCCACACGCUUCCUUUUUCCCUCACCCUCUUCUGCGCGUCGUGCGGAUGUGCCUGUUUCCCGGCCUCCCGCUUCUCUGCGCUCGACGCCGCGUCUGCAUCGUGUAUCCGAUUCAAACCUUCAAACAGGCUGACGUAUCGACCCGCUCGUGCUUCCUCGCUUCU
This is a messenger RNA of Dichomitus squalens LYAD-421 SS1, 1696 nucleotides long. RefSeq lists its product as uncharacterized. Bases 54 to 1319 code for a protein of 421 amino acids. Gene Ontology annotation, cellular component: plasma membrane. Gene Ontology annotation, molecular function: G protein-coupled receptor activity. The record is from RefSeq and is a predicted model, not a curated record. The transcript has 7 exons. Lineage: Eukaryota; Fungi; Basidiomycota; Agaricomycetes; Polyporales; Polyporaceae. Gene Ontology annotation, biological process: adenylate cyclase-activating G protein-coupled receptor signaling pathway.